Eremomyces bilateralis CBS 781.70 is the source of this 2095-nucleotide messenger RNA. Its product is annotated as glycoside hydrolase. Bases 301 to 1608 code for a protein of 435 amino acids. Gene Ontology annotation, biological process: carbohydrate metabolic process. Gene Ontology annotation, molecular function: beta-glucosidase activity. The record is from RefSeq and is a predicted model, not a curated record. The transcript has 3 exons. Lineage: Eukaryota; Fungi; Ascomycota; Dothideomycetes; Eremomycetales; Eremomycetaceae.
UUGGGAUCGUCAACGUGUCACAAGAGCACUUUCAGGAGUGUUUGCUGCCAGCGACUGCGUUGAGCCGCUCCUAAUGGACAAGGCGGUGUCAUGCAGUAAAUCGCGGCAUGCCUCUUUAAAAAGCUAAUUAAAUGGGUUGUCGGCCGCCAGGACUGGAUGGUUGGCAUUUAUCCACGCCUUGCUGGUUGUUUCUUCGUAAUUUAGAUCCUGCCUUUCAUAUAAAAGCGUGAGAUUUCGCUGCCUUCAAGGCAGAGAUUCUGUCCUUGUCAGCUCAUUUCCAAACAUUACAACUUUAUCAAAAUGACCCAAGCAGUCCUCCCAAAAGAUUUUUUGUGGGGUUACGCAACUGCGUCCUACCAGAUCGAAGGCGCUGCUCAUGAAGAUGGUCGAGCUGACUCCAUAUGGGACGUCUUCUGUCGGAUUCCAGGAAAGAUCGCUGAUGGCAGCAAUGGCGAUGUCGCAUGUGACACAUACCAUCGGACUGCCGACGAUAUCGCUCUGCUCAAAUCCUUCGGAGCAAAAGUAUACCGUUUCUCCAUCUCUUGGUCGCGUGUGAUACCCUUGGGUGGCAGGGGAGAUCCUGUUAACGAGAAGGGCUUGCAGUUCUACGUCAAGCUCGUUGACGAUCUCCUCGCGGCCGGCAUCGUACCCAUGGUGACGCUCUAUCAUUGGGACUUGCCAGCGGAGCUUGAUCGGAGGUAUGGCGGUUUGCUGAACAAGGACGAGUUUGUGGCGGACUUCGUGAACUAUUCACGCGUCAUGUUCACGGCCUUGGGCCCAAAGGUGAAGUAUUGGGUCACGUUCAAUGAGCCGUGGUGUAGUUCCGUCCUUGGCUACCACUUCGGCAUAAUGGCACCGGGGAGGACCAGUGAUAGGAAACGAAGUCCUGAAGGGGAUAGUUCCCGUGAGCCCUGGAUCGUGGGGCAUAGCUUGCUCGUUGCCCACGGCCAUGCGGUCAAGCUGUACCGCGAUGAGUUCAAGCCUAAACAAGGCGGUCAGAUUGGAAUCACACUGAACGGCGAUUGGGUUGAGCCAUGGGAUGCAAGCAGCGCGGCAGAUAUCGAAGCGUGCGAGCGCAAACUCGAGUUCUCCAUCGGCUGGUUUGGGGAUCCCGUCUAUUUCGGAAAAUAUCCAGACAGCGUGCGCAAGCAGAUCGGCGACCGUCUUCCCAACUUCACGGCCGAAGAAUCAGCACUCGUCAAAGGCAGCAACGACUUCUACGGGAUGAACCACUACACCGCCAAUUACAUCAAGAACAUCGAAGGAGAAGCGCCGCCAAAUGACAUCUUUGGCAAUCUGCACAUGCAUCAAGAGAACAAAGACGGGAAAAGCAUCGGGCCUGAGACCGAGUGCUCGUGGUUACGUCCCUAUGGCAUCGGGUUUCGCAAACUCAUGAAGUGGAUCAGCGAUCGAUAUGGCCGUCCUGCAAUUUACGUGACUGAGAAUGGGACCAGUGUCAAGGGGGAGAACUCACUCGCUCGCGACCAGAUUCUAGACGACGAAUUUCGCGCGCAAUAUUUUCGGGACUAUAUCUCGGCUUUGGCUGACGCGUACAGCAAAGACAAUGUGGAUGUCAGGGGAUACACCGCCUGGAGUCUCAUGGAGUGAGUCUGCUUUCAUCUUCGCCAAUCAAUCCUUCGAGAUGCCUAUGCAUUGCUGGAAAGGGGGAACCAAGCUGACGAGAUUUCUGCAGCAACUUCGAAUGGAUGGAAGGGUAUGAGACUCGAUUCGGAGUUACUUACGUCGACUACGAAGGAGGGCAGAAAAGGUACCCCAAGAAGAGUGCGAAGGUCAUCUCAGAGAUGUUCAAUGCACUCAUCAAGAAGGAGUAGAUCGGUGACAAAUGGCUGAAUGAGGACAAUGAUAGCUAUUUGAUGGCCCUGGCUUUGGAAUCCACCAAUAGUCAUGCCAGAAUAGCGUAUUAACAUAUGCGUUCCGGGGUUUUGGAAAUGUGGUACAGAGGAGGUGGCGUAAAGCCCCCUUCAGGUUGGAACAAAGAAUCGUCGUUAGCGAAGUGAGAUAUCUAACCCUUAUGACAGGGCGUCAGCUCGUUUCCAAUCGAAUUAUCGAACAGAUGGAUUACGAGAGAAUCGGA